CAUGGCCCAGUUGAGUUCCAAGCGUCGGUCACUGCAGUAGCCAUCUAGAAAUCGUGCGGAACCAGUCAGUCUAGGAAGUUGAAUCCGAUCCUAAACGAAACGAUCCGAUCCGACCUCGUCUUCGAAACUCACACCAGAAACUAGACAAAGGCACACGCAGAGUGCUUUUUGGAUAUAGCCGAUGUUGAUCACACUAUUAGGCACUCUGGCUGCUUUUCUCGCAUUCCUCUUGACACUGAUCUUUGGCCGCGGCCAGAAAAGAUUCAAGUCAGCAACAACAACAUCGGCCACGACAGCAACAACUAGCGACAGCGACAACAACGGCAACACCAAUCACAACUCCAGCGUGAUUGCAGCUACAGCAACAACAACAACAACUGGCAACCCUUCGGCGGCAACAGCAACAUCAACUACCAUCGCAGCACCAGCAGCGAUAAAAGCGGGUGAUAAGCGAUUUCCCAAGGCCAGUAUCAAGAAGGUCAAGUUCUCCAGCGAGAGCCUCAAGUCCGAGGUGGAUGAGCUGUGCGAACAGUUGAAGGAUAACGCACUAACCGACCUGAGCAACGACAACAUCCGCAUCACCUGCCAUCAGAACAACAACAAUAGCAUCAACAAGAACAAGAACAACAACAGCAUCGAGAUCAACAACAUUAGCAAGAUGAGCGAAACAAAUGAGUCCAAUGACACCGCCGCCCAGUCCGCGGAGGGCGAGAGGCCCAGCUUUCUGGUGGGCGAUGAGAUCGAUGAGAAGGCUGCCGAGGCGGGGGAGGCCUGCGACGAGUUCCCCCAGAAGAUGCAGAAUGAUAUUCGGCAGAAUGGCGACAUUUCCGAGCGGCGCAAGCGUUUAAGGCCGAGCAUGUCGCGUGGCACUGGACUUGGCCAGGAUCGCCAUCAGGAUCGUGACUUCCACAUCGCCACCACCGAGGAGUUCGUGAAGCGAUUCGGCGGCACCCGUGUCAUCAAUAGAGUCCUGAUUGCCAACAACGGAAUCGCAGCCGUCAAGUGCAUGCGUUCCAUCCGAAGAUGGGCAUACGAGAUGUUCAAGAACGAGCGGGCCAUCCGAUUUGUGGUGAUGGUCACGCCCGAGGAUCUGAAGGCGAAUGCCGAGUACAUCAAGAUGGCGGAUCACUAUGUGCCCGUGCCCGGCGGAUCUAACAACAACAACUACGCCAAUGUUGAGCUCAUUGUGGACAUUGCUCUUCGCACCCAAGUGCAGGCCGUCUGGGCUGGUUGGGGUCAUGCCUCCGAGAAUCCCAAGCUGCCGGAGCUGCUCAACAAGGAGGGUCUGGUGUUCCUUGGCCCACCGGAGCGUGCUAUGUGGGCGCUGGGCGACAAGGUGGCCUCAUCGAUUGUGGCCCAAACAGCCGAUAUCCCCACCCUACCCUGGUCCGGUUCGGACCUGAAGGCCCAAUACAGUGGCAAGAAGAUCAAGAUAUCCAGCGAGCUUUUCGGCCGCGGCUGUGUGACCAAUGUGGAGCAGGGUCUGGCCGCAGUGGCCAAGAUUGGCUUCCCUGUGAUGAUCAAGGCCUCGGAGGGAGGUGGUGGCAAGGGCAUUCGUCGCGUGGACACCACCGAGGAGUUCCCGGCGCUCUUCCGUCAGGUUCAGGCCGAGGUGCCCGGAUCACCGAUUUUCGUGAUGAAGCUGGCCCGCGGAGCUCGCCACUUGGAGGUGCAACUGCUGGCGGAUCAGUACGGCAAUGCCAUCAGUUUGUUUGGCCGUGACUGCUCCAUUCAGCGACGUCAUCAGAAGAUCAUCGAGGAGGCCCCCGCCAUUGUCGCCCAGCCAGAGGUGUUCGAGGACAUGGAGAAGGCCGCCGUGCGACUGGCCAAGAUGGUGGGAUACGUGAGCGCUGGUACCGUGGAGUAUCUGUACGAUCCCGAGGGUCGCUACUUCUUCCUCGAGCUGAAUCCCCGUCUGCAGGUGGAGCAUCCGUGUACGGAAAUGGUGGCCGAUGUGAAUCUGCCCGCUGCCCAGCUGCAAAUUGGAAUGGGCAUUCCCCUCUACCGGCUGAAGGACAUCCGUCUGCUGUACGGCGAAUCUCCGUGGGGCUCCUCGGUGAUUGACUUUGAGAAUCCACCGAACAAGCCGCGUCCCUCGGGUCACGUCAUCGCUGCUCGCAUCACCUCCGAGAAUCCCGACGAGGGCUUUAAGCCCAGCUCGGGCACCGUGCAGGAGCUGAACUUCCGGUCCAGCAAGAACGUGUGGGGCUACUUCAGUGUGGCCGCCAGCGGAGGUUUGCACGAGUUUGCGGACUCGCAGUUCGGACACUGCUUCUCCUGGGGCGAGAAUCGUCAGCAGGCGAGAGAGAACCUGGUGAUUGCUUUGAAGGAGCUAUCCAUUCGUGGCGAUUUCCGUACCACCGUGGAGUACCUGAUCACUCUGCUGGAGACGAAUCGCUUCCUGGAGAACAGCAUCGACACCGCCUGGCUGGAUGCCUUGAUUGCCGAGCGUGUGCAAUCCGAGAAGCCGGACAUCCUGCUGGGCGUAAUGUGCGGUUCGCUGCACAUCGCCGACCGUCAGAUAACCGAGAGCUUCUCCAGCUUCCAGACCUCGCUGGAGAAGGGUCAGAUCCAGGCGGCCAACACGCUGACAAACGUGGUGGACGUGGAGCUGAUCAACGAUGGCAUCCGCUACAAGGUUCAGGCCGCCAAGAGCGGAGCCAACUCGUACUUCCUGCUGAUGAACAGCUCGUUCAAGGAGAUCGAGGUGCACCGCCUCUCCGACGGCGGACUACUCAUCUCCCUGGAGGGCGCCUCCUACACCACGUACAUGAAGGAGGAGGUGGAUCGCUACCGCAUCGUGAUUGGCAACCAGACUUGUGUCUUCGAGAAGGAGAACGAUCCCUCGCUGCUGCGCAGUCCCUCGGCGGGAAAGCUCAUCAACAUGAUUGUGGAGGACGGUGCGCAUGUGGCCAAGGGCCAGGCUUUCGCUGAGAUCGAGGUGAUGAAGAUGGUCAUGACUCUGACGUCCCAGGAGGCGGGCACGGUGACAUUUGUGCGUCGACCGGGAGCGGUUCUGGAUCCGGGAACGCUGCUGGGCCACUUGGAGCUGGACGAUCCGUCGCUGGUGACGAAGGCGCAGCCGUUCAAGGGACAGUUCCUGCAGCCGGAGAAUGCUCCGGUGCCGGAAAAGCUGAACCGGGUGCACAACACGUACAAGAGCAUCCUGGAGAACACACUGGCUGGCUACUGCCUGCCGGAGCCGUUCAAUGCGCAGAGACUGCGGGACAUUAUCGAGAAGUUCAUGCAGAGCUUGCGGGAUCCUUCGCUGCCGCUGCUGGAACUGCAGGAGGUUAUCGCCUCCAUCUCCGGCCGCAUUCCCAUUUCCGUGGAGAAGAAGAUCCGCAAGCUGAUGACGCUGUACGAGCGCAACAUCACCAGUGUCCUGGCCCAGUUCCCCUCGCAGCAGAUCGCCAGCGUGAUCGACAGCCAUGCGGCCACCCUGCAGAAGCGCGCCGACCGCGAUGUCUUCUUCCUGACCACCCAGAGCAUCGUGCAGUUGGUGCAGCGCUACCGCAAUGGCAUUCGCGGCAGGAUGAAGGCCGCCGUGCAUGAGCUGCUGCGUCAGUACUACGACGUGGAGUCGCAGUUCCAGCACGGUCACUACGAUAAGUGCGUGGGACUGGUGCGAGAGCACAACAAGGACGACAUGCAGACGGUGGUCAACACCAUCUUCUCGCACUCGCAGGUGGCCAAGAAGAAUCUGCUGGUCACGCUGCUCAUCGACCAUCUGUGGGCCAACGAACCGGGAUUGACGGACGAGCUGGCCAACACGCUGAGCGAGCUGACCUCGCUGAACCGCGCCGAGCACUCGCGGGUGGCCCUGCGAUCCCGCCAGGUGCUGAUCGCUGCCCACCAGCCGGCCUACGAGCUGCGCCACAAUCAAAUGGAGUCGAUUUUCCUCUCGGCCGUCGAUAUGUACGGCCAUGAUUUCCACCCCGAGAAUCUGCAGCGGCUGAUUCUGUCGGAGACCUCGAUCUUCGACAUUCUGCACGACUUUUUCUACCACUCCAAUCGAGCAGUGUGCAAUGCCGCUCUGGAGGUUUAUGUGAGGAGAGCCUACACCUCCUACGAGCUGACCUGCCUGCAGCACUUGGAGCUCUCCGGCGGCCUGCCGCUGGUGCACUUCCAGUUUCUCCUGCCCACCGCCCAUCCGAACAGGCUGUUCUCGCGCAUGUCCUCGCCCGAUGGACUGGAUCAGGCGGCGGCCGAGACUUUGGGCAGCUCCUUUGUGCGCACCGGUGCGAUAGCGGCGUUCGACUCCUUCGAGCACUUCGAGAUGUACUCGGAUGAGAUUCUGGAUCUGCUCGAGGACUUUGUCUCGCCUGCGAUGGUCAAUGCCAAGGUGCUGGAGGCCGUGGAGGCAGCCGAUUCCAUCUCGGACAGCCGGCACAGCACCUCGAUCAAUGUGUCGCUCUCGGAUCCGGUGACCCGGGCGAAUGCCGCCGAGGAGGCCAAGUCCACGGAACCGAUUCACAUUGUCAGUGUGGCUGUGAGGGAAACGGGCGAGUUGGAUGACCUGCAGAUGGCCCAGAUCUUUGGAAACUACUGUCAGGAGCACAACGAGGAGCUCUUCCAGCGGCGCAUUCGUAGGAUUACGUUUGCCGCUCUGAAGAAGCGACAGUUCCCCAAGUUCUUCACGUAUCGCGCCAGGGACAAGUUCACCGAGGAUCGUAUUUACCGGCAUCUGGAGCCGGCAUCUGCUUUCCAUUUGGAGCUGAACCGCAUGAAGACGUACGACCUGGAGGCUCUGCCCACGGCCAACCAGAAGAUGCACCUGUAUCUCGGCAAGGCGAAGGUGUCCAAGGGUCAGGAGGUGACGGACUACCGCUUCUUCAUCCGCUCGAUCAUCCGUCACUCGGAUUUGAUCACCAAGGAAGCCUCGUUCGAGUAUCUGCAGAAUGAGGGAGAGCGCGUUCUGCUGGAGGCCAUGGACGAGUUGGAGGUGGCGUUCUCGCAUCCGCACGCCAAGCGCACCGACUGCAAUCACAUCUUCCUGAACUUUGUGCCCACGGUGAUCAUGGAUCCGGCCAAGAUUGAAGAGUCUGUGACAAAGAUGAUUAUGCGAUACGGGCCACGUUUGUGGAAGCUGCGAGUGCUCCAGGCGGAGCUGAAGAUGGUCAUCCGCCAGUCGCCGCAGUCGCCCACUCAGGCAGUGCGUCUGUGCAUCGCCAAUGACUCGGGCUACUUCCUGGAUAUUUCCAUGUACACGGAGCAAACGGAACCGGAGACAGGAAUCAUUAAGUUCAAGGCCUACGGUGACAAGCAGGGUUCCCUGCACGGCCAUCCCAUCUCCACGCCCUACAUGACCAAGGACUUCCUGCAGCAGAAACGCUUCCAGGCGCAGUCCAAUGGCACUACCUAUGUCUACGAUGUGCCCGACAUGUUCCGUCAGAUGACCGAGCGUCACUGGAGGGAGUUCUCCAAGGCGCGUCCCACCGUUGACAUCCGCAUUCCCGACAAGAUCCUCAUCGAGUGCAAGGAGCUGGUCCUCGAGGGCGAUAGUCUUGUGGAGAUGCAGCGUCUGCCCGGCGAAAACAAUUGCGGCAUGGUGGCUUGGCGCAUUGUCCUGGCCACUCCCGAGUAUCCGAAUGGCCGUGAGAUCAUAGUGAUAGCCAACGACCUCACCUACCUGAUUGGUUCCUUUGGCAUCAAGGAGGACGUCCUCUUCGCCAAGGCUUCCCAAUUGGCCCGCCAACGCAAAGUGCCCAGGAUAUACAUUUCCGUAAAUAGCGGUGCCCGCAUCGGACUGGCUGAGGAGGUAAAGGCGAUGUUCAAGAUCGCAUGGGAGGAUCCAGAGGAGCCGGACAAGGGCUUCAAGUACCUCUACCUGACCACUGAGGACUACGCCCAGGUGGCCAACCUGAAUUCGGUGAGGGCGAUCCUGAUCGAAGACGAGGGCGAGCAGCGUUACAAGAUCACCGACAUCAUCGGCAAGGACGAUGGCCUGGGUGUGGAGAACCUGCGCUACGCCGGUCUGAUUGCCGGUGAGACGUCGCAGGCCUACGAGGAGAUUGUAACCAUCGCCAUGGUCACCUGCCGCACAAUCGGCAUUGGUUCGUAUGUGGUGCGUCUGGGCCAGCGCGUCAUCCAGAUCGACAACUCGCACAUUAUACUCACGGGCUACGCUGCGCUGAACAAGCUACUUGGACGCAAGGUGUACGCCUCGAACAACCAACUGGGUGGCACCCAGAUUAUGUUCAACAACGGUGUCACCCACAAGACUGAGGCCAUCGACCUGGACGGUGUGUACACCAUCCUCGACUGGCUCUCGUACAUCCCCGCCUACAUCGGCUGCGACCUGCCCAUCAUCCUGCCCAGCGAUCGUGUCGAUCGGCCCGUGGACUUCAUGCCCACCAAGUCGCCGUACGAUCCGCGCUGGAUGCUCGGCGGCCGUGUGAAUCCCGUGAAUGCCAAUGACUGGGAGAACGGCUUCUUUGACCGCGACUCGUGGAGCGAAAUCAUGGCGCCGUGGGCCAAGACGGUGGUCACCGGACGCGCCCGACUGGGCGGCGUACCCGUGGGCGUAAUUGCCGUCGAGACGCGCACCGUGGAGGUGGAGAUGCCCGCCGAUCCGGCGAACCUGGACUCGGAGGCCAAGACCCUGCAGCAGGCCGGUCAAGUGUGGUAUCCGGAUUCCUCGUACAAAACGGCGCAGGCAAUCAAGGACUUUGGACGAGAGGAGCUGCCGUUGAUUGUGUUUGCCAAUUGGCGCGGCUUCUCGGGCGGCAUGAAGGACAUGUACGAGCAAAUCGUCAAGUUUGGCGCCUACAUCGUCGAUGGCCUGCGGGAGUACAAGAAGCCGGUGCUCAUCUACCUGCCGCCCAAUGCCGAGCUGCGAGGCGGAGCCUGGGCCGUGUUGGAUUCGCUCAUUAACCCGCGCUACAUGGAAACCUAUGCCGAUCCCGAGGCCAGAGGAGGAGUGCUCGAGCCGGAGGGCAUCGUGGAGAUCAAGUACAAGGAGAAGGACCUGGUCAAGACGAUACAUCGCCUGGAUCCCACCACAAUUGGGCUAAAGAAGGAGUUCGAUGAGGCAACUGCAGCUGGGGACAAGGUGAAGGCUGGUCAGGUGGACGAGAAGAUCAAGGCUCGCAUCGCUGUGCUCAUGCACGUUUAUCACACGGUGGCCGUUCACUUUGCCGACCUCCACGACACGCCGGAAAGGAUGCUGGAGAAGGAGUGCAUCAGCGAGAUAGUUCCCUGGCGCGAUUCCCGCCGCUGGCUCUACUGGCGUCUGCGCCGUCUCCUGCUGGAGGAUGCGUACAUCAAGAAGAUUCUGCGCGCCCAGGACAACCUUUCCGUGGGCCAGGCCAAGCAGAUGCUGCGCCGCUGGCUGGUGGAGGAGAAGGGUGCCACAGAGGCUUAUCUGUGGGACAAGAACGAGGAGAUGGUAUCUUGGUAUGAGGAGCAGAGCAAUGUCGAGUCAAUCGUUUCCCGCAACGUGAAUUCCGUAAGACGGGAUGCCAUUAUCUCUACCAUUUCGAAAAUGCUCGAGGACUGUCCCGACGUAGCGCUGGACGCUGUGGUGGGUCUCUGCCAGGGUCUGACGCCCGUGAAUCGGGGCGUGGUCGUACGCACAUUAGCGCAGAUGCAACUAAACGAGGAAACCUCGAAUAGCACCCAGGGAUGAUUCUACGCUAGAUUCUAAGUUCUUUUUA
This is a messenger RNA of Drosophila takahashii, 7658 nucleotides long. RefSeq names its product acetyl-CoA carboxylase (gene ACC). Gene Ontology annotation, molecular function: acetyl-CoA carboxylase activity; ATP binding; metal ion binding. The record is from RefSeq and is a predicted model, not a curated record. Lineage: Eukaryota; Metazoa; Arthropoda; Insecta; Diptera; Drosophilidae. Gene Ontology annotation, biological process: fatty acid biosynthetic process. Gene Ontology annotation, cellular component: mitochondrion.